Mangifera indica (mango) is the source of this 850-nucleotide messenger RNA. Its product is annotated as zinc transporter 7-like. Bases 77 to 418 code for a protein of 113 amino acids. The record is from RefSeq and is a predicted model, not a curated record. NCBI's taxonomy places the organism in Eukaryota, Viridiplantae, Streptophyta, Magnoliopsida, Sapindales, Anacardiaceae. The transcript is spliced from 2 exons.
UUUUCUUACAUAAUUCAUCCUAUCCAUCAUCUUCAAUUUAAUAUUUUUUUCCUCUCGGGAUAUACGGCUAGAAACUAUGUCCCAAGACGGUCACAUAAUUGUUUAUCAGAAUCAGCCACCUUCCUUGGAGGGACAGCAGGGCGAGCAAGAGGUUCACCAGUCACCUCAGGGCGACCAUGGACAUCAUGGGCAUUGUGGACAUGUAGGCCAACAUGGGCAUGGCUAUCGUCAUGGAGGCAGACACUCCGGUAAAGGGUUAAUGAGAAUGCUGUUGUCUCAUCAACACCACCAUGGACAUGGGAAAAUGUUUCAUGGCCAUCAUCACCACGGAGGGCAUGGUCACUUUGGAGGGCAUGGUCACUUUGGAGGGCAUGGCCACUUUGGAGGGCAUGGCCACUUUGGAGGGCAUGGCCACUGAGGCGGACAUUUCGGCGGGCGGUUCCACCAUGGACAGGGAGGAGCAGGAGGAGAACAUUUUGAGGUGCAUGGUCAUAUUCUUGAUGGUGGACAUCAUCACUAUCUCCAUCAUCCACAUUAGAGGAGCUAUAUAUGGAGAUUUGCGUGGGAAAUAUUUAUCAUGUUGGAGUGAUUGUAGCAGCUAAUAAGAAGCCGACUGUGAUUUCGUUGUAAUGUUUAAUAUUAAGUAUAAACCCUGAUUUUAUAGGGUUUCUGUGUUAAGAAAAGUCGGAAUCAUCUCGUGUAUAUAUAUGUAUGUCUAUAUAUAUAUAUAUAUAUAUACAUAUAUGUAUAGCCUUUUCUGUUUCUGGAUCAGCUAGCCUUUGUUCGCAUUUUAUUGUACUUUGCUGUCAAUGAUCAACUAUACUAGCCUAUCGAAGAUUUUUUUUUUUUC